This is a messenger RNA of Anopheles coustani, 1738 nucleotides long. Its product is annotated as CLIP domain-containing serine protease C9-like. The coding region runs from base 107 to 982 and encodes 291 amino acids. Gene Ontology annotation, biological process: proteolysis. NCBI's taxonomy places the organism in Eukaryota, Metazoa, Arthropoda, Insecta, Diptera, Culicidae. Gene Ontology annotation, molecular function: serine-type endopeptidase activity. The record is from RefSeq and is a predicted model, not a curated record. The transcript has 3 exons.
UUGUGUGUAUUUUGUUACGUGUGCGUCAGAGAACAUUAUACGGGAUCGCCCAAAAUGGAGUGAGGGAGAAUCUUGCCGAACGUCAGCUACGGAUGAUGGGGUUUGCAUGAAGGAGGAGGAAUGUGAUCAAGCUUUUGUUAACGGUUUGCCAUUCGACGCCCAUGAUAGCAACUGCAGACAAAAUCCGUUUACACAUGUUUUAUGUUGCGAACCUUUUCUGAACUAUUGUAAAAAUAAGGUACAUCCACACAUUAUCGGUGGCGAAGAAGCCCCUCCAGAUUCGUUUCCUCACCUUGCAAGAAUAGGAAACAAAGACGAUGGCAUUCGGUGGAAAUGUAGCUCGAGUAUAAUCUCCGAUCAGUUCCUGCUUACUGCUGCUCACUGUUUGUCGGCCGAUGUUGCUGGAUUGGGAUGUACCAGUGCAAAAGAGUGCAAUCAAGUUAUUGACGUGGAGAAAUUCAUCAAGCACCCGAGGUACGGUGGAAGAAAAAAGUACAACGACAUUGCACUGGUGCGUCUAAAAAAGAAGAUAACAUUUAAUUCUCAUGUCCGCCCAAUAUGCCCAUAUAAUAAAAUGGAUGAUUUAGACGAACGGGUCACCAUGACGAUUGCCGGAUGGGGAGACACAGAAACUGGCUCCCCUUCACCAACUUUGAGGUUUGCGCAUUUAGAAACCGUACCGUUGAUAUCAUGCAAUGCGUCCUAUGCUCCUCUGGUACAAACAGUUUUGAGAACUAAAUUUCCUGAAGGAAUAACAAACACGAUCUAUUGUGCGCAAGGAUCUUUUGUGGAAGAAAUUUUUUCGUACAAAGAUGCAUGUCAAGGCGAUUCUGGCGGACUGUUACAGGCGCCAAGUGACAACUAUCCAGUUUUAGUGGGUGUCAUCUCUACAGGAAUGGGAUGUGGUGGUUCCAAUCCUGGUAUCUAUACCCGUGUUGCUGCUUACUUCGAUUGGAUAAAAAAAACCGUCGGUGAAUUUUGAGAACAAAACAUCAAAACCAAAAACAUGAUGAAAAACAAAAUGGUCUUGCACAUAUGAUUAACAAUGUUUGUCUAUUGUAAACUGUAUCUUAUUGUAAUCAUUCUUAUUGAAGGCCGAAGUCGUAAGUUGGAGGAUUUAUAUUGUAUCAAAUACAUGACUAACUUUUUCAUUACAUGUUUAAAGUUUUACAUCUUUUCCUAAAGCCUAAGAAUUUUGUUCCUUAGAUUAUUGCUUUUUACAACUGGUAGAAUGUUUUUGAUAAAAAAUUCAUAAUUAGUUUACAAUUGUCAUAUAUUCAGCAACAAUACGGGCUGCAUGAACAUAUUUUGCAUCAAAUAAACACACAAAUUAAACAUUACCAUUACCAUUGCACAUUACCUGAAUGCUUUGAAAUGUUCAAUUUGACCACUGUUCUUCAAAACGAUAACUUCGUCACUUUUGCUGAUCUGAUCAACAAACGACUUCGGAUAAUUUUUUAGUUUACUUUUUCACUUCAAUAUAAUCAAAAGAGGGGAAAGCGACAGCUGAGCGGUAGCCCCGGUUAGUAAAUCGGCCCAUGAGUGCCGAGGCUCACCACAUCGACGGCGUGGGUUCGAAUCCCAACCGAGACCGGAUCCUCCCCUGUACGAGAGGACUGACUAUCCACGUACAACAGGGAAACAAGUCUCGUACGCCCUUAACGGGCAGGCAUGACCAAGAGGUCGUUACGCCAAGAAGAAGAAGAAGAUAAUCAAAAGAAUAAAAUGUAUGCACAAU